AUGGUCUCUAGCCUGCUUCCAAACCCGCCCUCGGCUGAGUGCUGGGCAGCACUUCUACAUGAUCCUAUGACGCUUGAUAUGGACGCAGUCCUGUCAGACUUUGUUCGGUCCACGGGGGCAGAACCUGGUCUGGCCAGAGACCUGCUGGAAGGCAAGAACUGGGACUUGACAGCUGCUCUAAGCGACUAUGAACAACUCCGACAGGUGCACACAGCCAACCUGCCACACGUGUUCAAUGAAGGGAGGUGUGCCAAGCAGCCCGAGCGAGAAUUGCCCCAGCCAGGGCACAAAGUGGAGCGACCCUGCCUGCAGAGGCAGGACGAUAUUGCCCAAGAGAAACGCCUUUCCCGGGGGAUUUCCCAUGCCAGCUCAGCCAUCGUCUCCCUGGCCCGAUCCCACGUAGCCAAUGAAUGCAGCAAUGAGCAGUUCCCACUGGAGAUGCCCAUCUAUACAUUCCAGCUGCCGGACCUGAGCGUGUACAGUGAGGACUUCAGGAGCUUCAUCGAACGAGACCUGAUUGAGCAAGCCACCAUGGUAGCUCUGGAGCAGGCAGGUCGCCUGAACUGGUGGUCUACUGUGUGCACAAGCUGUAAAAGGCUUCUUCCUUUGGCCACGACAGGGGACGGGAACUGCCUCUUACAUGCCGCCUCACUGGGAAUGUGGGGCUUUCACGACCGGGACCUGGUUUUGCGGAAAGCUCUCUAUACCAUGAUGAGGACAGGUGCUGAGCGAGAGGCCCUGAAGCGGAGGUGGAGGUGGCAGCAGACACAGCAGAACAAGGAGUCAGGGCUGGUGUACACUGAGGAGGAAUGGGAGCGAGAGUGGACAGAGCUGCUAAAACUGGCCUCCAGCGAGCCUCGCACACACUUCAGCAAGAAUGGCAGCGGCACGGGUGGUGGUGUGGACAACUCUGAGGAUCCUGUGUAUGAAAGCCUGGAGGAGUUCCAUGUCUUCGUCCUCGCCCACAUACUGCGGAGACCCAUUGUGGUGGUGGCAGACACCAUGCUAAGAGACUCCGGUGGUGAAGCAUUUGCACCCAUCCCAUUCGGAGGGAUCUACCUGCCCUUGGAGGUGCCUCCCAACAGGUGCCACUGUUCGCCCCUGGUUCUGGCUUAUGAUCAAGCGCACUUCUCGGCCCUUGUGUCCAUGGAACAGAGAGACCAGCAGAGAGAACAAGCCGUCAUCCCCCUGACGGAUUCGGAGCACAAGCUGCUGCCCUUGCACUUUGCGGUGGACCCCGGAAAGGACUGGGAGUGGGGGAAAGACGAUAACGACAAUGCCCGGCUAGCCCACCUCAUCCUGUCUCUAGAAGCCAAGCUGAACCUUCUACACAGCUACAUGAAUGUGACAUGGAUCCGCAUCCCCUCCGAGACCCGGGCUCCCCUUGCACAGCCAGAGUCCCCAACAGCCUCAGCAGGGGAGGAUGUGCAGUCCCUGGCCGAAUCACUGGACUCGGACCGCGAUUCUGUGUGCAGCAAUUCCAACAGCAAUAAUGGCAAAAACGGUAAGGACAAGGAGAAGGAGAAACAGCGCAAGGACAAGGACAAGACGCGCGCAGACUCCGUGGCCAACAAGCUGGGCAGCUUCAGCAAGACGUUGGGCAUCAAGCUGAAGAAAAACAUGGGAGGGCUGGGCGGCCUGGUGCACGGUAAGAUGGGUCGCGCCAACUCUGCCAAUGGCAAGAACGGCGACAGCGCCGAGCGCAGCAAGGAGAAGAAGUCCAAGUCGCGCAAGGGCAGUAAAGAGGAAUCGGGAGCGUCGGCUAGCACCUCGCCCUCGGAGAAGACCACGCCGUCGCCCACGGACAAAGCGGCGGGAACGUCGCCGGCCGACAAGGGCAGCGGGCCAAGGAGCGACGCCUGGAAGUACAGCACGGACGUGAAGCUGAGCCUCAACAUCCUGCGCGCCGCCAUGCAGGGCGAGCGCAAGUUCAUCUUCGCUGGCCUGCUGCUCACAAGCCACCGGCACCAGUUCCACGAGGAGAUGAUCGGCUACUACCUGACCAGCGCGCAGGAGCGCUUUAGCGCGGAGCAGGAGCAGCGGCGCCGGGACGCUGCGGCGGCAGCCAGCACCACGGCCACGGCCACGGCCACGGCCACAACCAAGCGACCGGCGCGCAGGCCCGAGACUGAAGGGACGCCAGGCCCGGAGCGCGCCUCGCCGGGCCCGCCAGCCGCGCCGCCCACGCAGCUGGUGCUCAAGCUCAAGGAGCGGCCGAGUCCGGGGUCUGGCGCGAACGCGCGGGCGACGCGGGCGGCGGGUGGCGCGGCGUCCCCGGGCCCGGGCGGUGGCGCGCGUCGCGCGGGAACCGGCACGGCUGGCCCGGCCCCAGGCCGCAGCCCACCCGCGCCCGCGCGCCAAAGCGUCAUUCACGUACAGGCGGCCCGGGACGAGGCAUGCGCGCCGGCCGUGGGCGCGCUGCGACCGUGCGCCACCUACCCGCAGCAGAACCGCUCGCUCUGGUCCCAGAGCUACAGCCCAGCGCGCGGCGCCUUGCGUACGGUCAACACGGUGGAGUCGCUGGCGCCCGGCGGAGCGGACUCCCCGGGGCCCGCGGAGCACAAGUCGCAGACCUACAGCAACGGCUUCGGCGCGGCCCGCGACGGUCUGGAGUUCGCCGAUGCCGACGCGCCGGCCACGCGCUCGAACGCAGAGUGUGGCCGCGGUGGCCCCGGGCCCGCUCAGCGGCGCUGCCAGCGAGAGAACUGCGCGUUCUACGGGCGCGCCGAGACCGAGCACUUCUGCUCCUACUGCUACCGCGAGGAGCUGCGGCGGCGGCGCGAGGCACGCGCUGCGCGGCCCUGA
This is a messenger RNA of Arvicola amphibius (Eurasian water vole), 2805 nucleotides long. RefSeq names its product OTU deubiquitinase 7A (gene Otud7a). The transcript has 11 exons. NCBI's taxonomy places the organism in Eukaryota, Metazoa, Chordata, Mammalia, Rodentia, Cricetidae. Bases 1 to 2805 code for a protein of 934 amino acids. The record is from RefSeq and is a predicted model, not a curated record. Gene Ontology annotation, molecular function: zinc ion binding; DNA binding; cysteine-type deubiquitinase activity. Gene Ontology annotation, biological process: protein deubiquitination involved in ubiquitin-dependent protein catabolic process; protein K11-linked deubiquitination; protein K63-linked deubiquitination. Gene Ontology annotation, cellular component: nucleus; cytoplasm.